Linum tenue is the source of this 1169-nucleotide messenger RNA. The record is from the annotation of a GenBank genome assembly. Lineage: Eukaryota; Viridiplantae; Streptophyta; Magnoliopsida; Malpighiales; Linaceae.
CCAAAAUCGUACCACCACUUUCCUCCAAUGGCGCUUCUCAAGUCUUAAAAAGUUCUCACCUUUGCAGAAUUUUUGCUUACCAGUUACCAAACUCUCAAGAACCCAUGAUCAGGAUUUCCCAUUUCCUGAUCUGGGUUUGAUUCGGGUUUCGAAAUUUCGGAGGAAAUGUUGGAUCUUGCGAUGUACCAGAAUCUGGGUUCUUCGCAAUUUCUGAUCUGCAGAAUGUUUCUCCAGCCUGACAUGGAAUCCAGAAGUUCGCUUCUCUCGAGGAGAAUCGCCGGCGCAGGAUCCUCUGCGACGAGGAAUCAAGCUCUUCACCUACCAAUGAGUCACCGGAAGAAUACAGUAGGGAUCAUUGCUGGAGUCUCUGUUUACUCUGCUCUCACUUUCUUAGAAAAGCUAGCUUGGAUGAGCUCGAGAGAAUCCGAAGAUUGCCCGCCGUUCCUUCUCAGCUACGAUCCAACAUUGAUUGGGCUGCGGCCCAAUUGUAGCAGUCCGGUGAUCGUCGACAACUUGCGUGGAAAGAGGAUGUUCUUGGAGCAAUCAGGAGUUCACUGCCUGGUUAUGCCAUGCCACGUGUCUCAUCAUUGGUACGGUGAGAUAUCAGAAGGAUGUCCCCUGCCUUUUUUCCAUUUCGGCAACUGUGUCGCCGGCGAGCUGAGGGAUGCUAAUUUGAAGCCGAUCGUCGGCGGGACUGCCGUCAGGAUUGGUGUGCUUGCCACGUAUGCAGUUCUUGAAGCUGGUUUUUACCAGGAGAUGUUGCAGAAACAGGGGUUUGAAGCUGUGGUGCCUGAUAAGGCGACAGUGAAUCACAUUUUGAUACCUGGGAUUGAAGCAUUGAGCAAGGGGGACAUGGAGGGAGCUCAGAUCUUGUUGAGAAUAGCAAUUCAGAUACUUCUGGUGAGGGGAGUGAACAUUGUAAUUCUUGCUUCUGAUGAGAUUCAAGGGAUUUUGCCGGAUAAGGAUCCUCUUCUCAAGAAGUGUAUGAUACCCGUGGAUGCCUUGGCAAGGGCAGUCUUGAGUUGGGCGAGAUUGAAAGGGCAGAUGCGCGCCGAUGAUCAUUCUAGCUACUAGUAAAAUGGGGUUCCUCCUGCUAUAUGAAUGAACAUAUAAACAUACACAAACCAUUUUGAUUCGACUGGUUGAUCACAGUUGGUACAGUCUGAUAA